AGCUACCCUCAAGUUGCAAAGGAGUUGGCCACGUGCCCCUUCAAUGCCCGCCACCUUGUUCCUCAAGCUGACCUGCGCGAUCACAUAUCAAAUUGCCGUGACAAAAGGCCCGUUGAGGAAGAUAUAGUGAGCGAGUCCAGUGACUUCCAGAGAAGGCAAAUGAAUACUGUGAGCGCGUGGCAGGCACCACCAUGCGAGGAAGACUGGGAUAGAGAGUCAUCGGAGAAGUUGACUUCUCUGUUUGUUCAGGGCGUGGUCAACUGUGGCAUAAACAGUAGCUCCUUGGAACAUAAGAACUGCCUGCCUCCAGGAUUACGGGCUCCUAAGUCCAUUCCACACGCCGUGCUGGAGAAGGCUGUAAGUAAUGUGUGUGCGGCCUUGACACUGUGAUUUCCGUAGGUGGUGACAGUUACCAACAUCUCCUGCCAUAGCAGCGCUUUAUGGCCAGCACUGUGUGGACAGGAGAGGUACUAUGUAAUACAUGCAGCCUUGAGAGCAACUUCCUAGGAAGUCUGGUGCAUGGAUCAUCCUCUGUAUCCUUUCUUUGAAGCAUCUUCUGUAUGCUUUCUCUUAUUUCAUAGUCUUGACAGGCCUUCUUUACAGGGGUGCCACCUUAAGCAGCCCCACUCCCCCACCACUUGGACUGCGUGUGUUAACAAGUGCCGCUAGGGCUGCUCAAGCGAAGGGGGGGGGGGAAGGGGGGACCUAUCAAACUACAUGGGGAGGUGGCAGGGAGAGAGCUUCUCUUGCUGGAGUGUCUGACACUGAAAUCACAGACCAUCGUUCACCACUAGCAGCAAAACAAAGGCUUAAAGGGGGGUUUGAGGAAAGAGGGGGGAAAAAG
Messenger RNA from Struthio camelus australis, 844 nucleotides. NCBI's taxonomy places the organism in Eukaryota, Metazoa, Chordata, Aves, Struthioniformes, Struthionidae. The record is from RefSeq and is a predicted model, not a curated record.